AUGGAAGUUGUUGUGGCUAUUGCAUCAAAGGUUGGAGAAUACUUGGUGAAGCCGACAGUAAACCAAGUCCGUUAUCUAUUUUGUUUCAACACAAUUGUUGAAGAACUUAAAGAACAAGAAAUCAAUUUGAAAUUGGCAAGAGACAACGUGAAUAAGGAUGUUGAAAUAGCCAAAAAUAAUACUGAUAAAAUCAAGGGACAUGUAGAAAAGUGGCUAACUGAUGCCAACGAGAUCCUGGCUGAUGUUGAGGGAUUGAAAGAAGAGACAGGAGUGAAAAAGAAUAGGGGUUGGCGGUAUUGGUUAGGUAGGAAAGCAGUAAAGAAGACAACCAGUAUGUUGAAGCUAACAGACAAUGGCAAAUUCGAUGGAGUGGGUGAUCGUACCACUCUACAAGGCAUAGAAUUUUUAAAGCCUAAUCAAUUUCAGAUUUUCGGGUCUUCAAAAUCUGCUAUUGAUGAUAUUAUUGAGGCACUGAAAAAUGAUAAGAUCUAUAUGGUUGGAUUGUAUGGGAUGGGCGGGUCGUGUAAGACAACCUUGGCAAAAGAAGUAGGUAAUAGAGUGAAGGAGAUCUUUAAUGAGGUUGUGAUGGUUACCAUAUCUCAGACUCCAAACUUUAAAAAUAUUCAAGGUCAGCUGGUUGUCACUGGAGGAGCAAGGCAUGCAGGCAUAGGUGAUGCAUCCACUUUGAAUCCUGUGGCAAUUAAAAUUGCUAAGGAAUGUGAUGGCUUGCCUUUAGCACUUGUAGUUAUUGGGAGUGCUCUAAGAGAAAAGGGUGAGCAAAUCCAGUUUUGUUUCUUGUUAUGUGCAUUGUUUCCUGAAGAUUCUGAAAUCUCUUUAGACGAAUUGGUUAGAAUUGGAAUAGGGUUAGACUUAUACCAAGAUGUUAGCUCUAUUGAAGAGUUAAGGAAACAAUUUCGCGUAAUGGUUAAUAACCUGAAGGCUUCGGGUUUGCUACCUGAUGCUGGUGAAGAGGUCGUGAAAAUGCAUGAUAUGGUUCGUGAUGUUGCCAUAUGGAUAGCAUCCAAGGGAAAACAUGUAUUCAUGAAUAAAGCUAGCAUGGGAUUGACGGAGAGGCCUAAAAGGAAAAUGCUUGAACAAUGCACAGCAAUUUCCUUGAUGGACAAUGGUAGUGACAUAAAUUUGCUUCCUCAAAGCUUGGUCUGUCCUAGGCUUGAAAUUUUACUACUGAAUUUUGGAAUCGAUGGUGACCCAGGUGAAUUUUUUAAAGACAUGAAGGCACUUCAAGUUGUAACUAUAAUGAAUGUGGAUCCAGUGUCAUUUAAAUCACUUGAAUUAUUGACGAAUCUUCAAAGUCUAAAACUGAAACACUGCCGAUUGCAUGACAUCUCUUUUCUCGGAAAGUUGACAACAUUUAAAGUUCUGGAUUUGGAAGGUUCUUAUUUGGCUGUAGAAUGGCCCAAAGGAUUGGGGGAUCAACUAACUGAAUUGAGAGUACUGGACGUGCGUCGGUUUCAACUGAGGAUUCCACAAGAUGGGUUACGAAGAUUUUCUCAGCUAGAAGAAUUAUACGCUGACCUUUCUUUCUUUUGGCACUCAGAUGAGAUUACUAGGGCAGAGGAAAGUUGUGCGAUAGUCAGUGAGUUAAAUUCACUUUCAUGCUUGGUCACACUGUCACUACAAAUUGAACAUAGAUGCCUUCCAAAUGGAUUUGCUUUCCGAAAACUGGAAAGUGAGUUGAUUUGUCUUCAAUCUGGAUAUUGUGAGGAGUUGAAAUGCAUCAUAGAUACGUCGCAACGGCAGGCACCAGCUGCUGCAUUCUCAAAACUGAAAACAUUGAUUUUAUUUAAAAUGAGUCAUCUAGAAGAGAUAUGCAAAGGGGCAGAGCCUCCAAAUACGUUUCUUGAAAAACUGGAAACUGUGGAAAUUUCAGAAUGCCACAGUAUGUGUAACGUAUAUCCACCAGUGUUGCUUCAAAGACUCCAUCGAUUACAAAAGGCUGAGAUCAUUUCCUGCAAUAAACUAUCUGAAAUAUUCAAACUUGAAGGCUUAUGCCAGACUGAGGGAGAAAAUAGUGCGGUGCUUUCAAGUAUGGAAUCAUUAGAGCUGUGGAAUUUACCAGGAUUGAGGUUUAUAUGGAAGGGACCCAUCCGACUUGUAAGCAGCAAAAAUCUUGCACAUGUUGAAGUGCAUGGCUGCAGUAACUUGAAAAAUAUCUUCGCAUUGUCAAUUGUGCGACUUUUGGUGCAGUUAGUUGAACUCAUAAUAAGUGAUUGUGAGAGGCUGGAGCAUAUUGUCUCAGAUUAUAACCAGGGCGACGAAAUUGCAGAGAUAGAAAAUGGAAAAAAUAUCGUGCUCCCUACGCUAGUAAAGAUACGACUUUAA
This is a messenger RNA of Pistacia vera, 2343 nucleotides long. Its product is annotated as probable disease resistance protein At4g27220. The record is from RefSeq and is a predicted model, not a curated record. Gene Ontology annotation, molecular function: protein binding; ADP binding. Bases 1 to 2343 code for a protein of 780 amino acids. The transcript has 4 exons. Lineage: Eukaryota; Viridiplantae; Streptophyta; Magnoliopsida; Sapindales; Anacardiaceae.